CUCAUUUAUUAAAUAAAAAUGAGUUCAAUUCUUAAGCUUGAUUCCAAGCUCAAUUAUUUAUAUUUAAACUCAAAUUGAUAUAUAAGGGUAAAAUAGUAAUUUUCUUAAUUAAAAAUAGUAAAAAUAUAUGUUAAAAUAUAAAAGCUCAAUUAGAUUCACAAGUUAAUCAAGGUGGUCAUUAAGAUGCUCUAAUUGGGGUUGCUUGAUAAGUCGAGUUGCUGGAGAUUGAGGUCAAUUCGACAAUGACCAAAUUGAAUUCAAGUUUUAUCCAAGCUGAGUCCAAGUAACUUGUUAGUAUUGAUGUAUCAUUUGCACCCUUAAUUCUGAUGACCUUGGUUUAGAUAUUGAUGUUGCUAUCAGUUAUAGGGUCCCGGAUUAGUUUUAAGGAUCUAUCUGAUUUAACCGCAUUUUGAUUCUUAAUACCAACAUAGUAUCCCCCAGUUGAAAAAGGAGGAAAGAAAGUAGACUACAAAACUUUAUGUCAUAUCUUGAACUCUAGACUUAUCACGUGUCUUACAACUUGAAUUGAGGCAAGCUUGAUUUGUGGUGCGGUAGUGAAGAAGACACCACGUCUCAUGUGAUUGACUCAUGUUCUGAUCAGCAUAUUGCAAUUAGUGCCAUUGAUUCAUCACUAAGAUCAGCCACUGCUGAACUAUUUUGUUAUUUUUAUUCUUUGAUACCGUGUCUACCAUUUUACCACUGGUCUUGGGAAUUUGCUAGUUCACUUAGUCACACAUACAUGAUACAUGAUAGACUGGAUCACUGGCCAAUGACCACUUAUUCUUUUAGUUUAUCCGAGUUCUGUUUGCUUCUUGCCUUUUCUCAUUAUUUCUUUAAGCUUUCAGCACAGACACCCAGAUGAGUUUUAGUUGUUAUUAGAUGCUUUCUUAUCAAAUAUGAGAACCCUGAAUUGAUGCUGUUCCUAUUUGCCUAGGGUUUUAGCUUGCAUCGAAGUUUUAUUCAAUUUUGUUUAAGUUCAUUUGUGGUAAAUAGGCAUUCUGCAGAAGAUGAAUAUUUGCAAAUUUUAUAUGAUUAAGAAUCCUAUCAUGGGUGGAUAUCAUUUUCUUUUGUCUGGGUGAUGUGCAAGUCCUCGAGUAGGAUUCUAUCUGUAGGAACUUGUUUGCCUUGCAAUAUGUAAUGAAAUUAGUGAAAUGCAUUUGGCUGCAUUCUGUGUGCCUGAGAUGCCUGUUGCCGGAGAAAGGAAGCCUGGUUACCUUAAUCCCUAUGCCUAAAACCCUUUGAGUAGAUAAUACAUGCAGUUAUGCACUCAAGAAAACACCCGUUAAUAAUUCGGAAAGAUUGUUGUUCUAACUAAUCCACUUCCAUAGCUAUUUUUAAAUUGUUAAUUAAAGAACAUGACCCUGAAACAAUCGCCAACUUCUAUCUAUGGUGACUAGCUGGUUAAGCCAUAAUUUUUUAUAAAGACUGUGUUGGACGUGAAAUUGAAGUGUGAAUUUCCUUCAUCCACCACUCAAAACCUAACUGCAUGCCCCCAAAAAAACCACAAUAGAUGUAAUUGUUUCCGGUUUGACCCGUCUAAGCUGCAUUUCUAAAUCUUCUUUCCUAGCCUACAUAUUUUCUCGUGUCAAAACAUCUUUCUCAGGUUAAUCUCUAAGUACUUGAAGCACGAUCUAUACUCUAUCACCGAUUAUACGUACUAGGAGUUUGUUUCAUAUCCAACGUUUAACUCAAAUAUUUUGCUCUGUAUGUAGGCAAGCGUCCGCCCACUUGCCAAAUCCCAAAACAGCACCCCAAAUGGUUACAAGAAAGCAACUGAUUAGCCAUAAUUACGCUGUCCUCUUUGACACACUCAAAUUGCACCUCACCAGAAAAACACCAAGCCCCAUCACAACAACCCACCCAGCCUAGGUUUGACUCAACAUGAAACAUAGCCACGCCAGCUGUAACAUAGAUAAGGGACAGGUUUAGUUGCCAAAGAAAACCCUUGUCCCUAAGCAGCCAAUGCUUUUGGCGCACAGGUCGAACAUCAAUGCUUUUGGUGAAUAGGUCGAAAUUAAGCAGCCAUCCCUUUCUCUGUAGUGCAAUACUUAGGCCUCCCUUUCAUCACAUCGGCAGCGUGACUCACCUCUCUCAAAUAAAUAUGGUAUUAAGUGCUAGAAUUAUGUAUACUCCCCACCUUUGGCUUAGUUGAAUACUUUCUUCUCAUUUUUUUUGUACACUCAAGACAAUCAAAAACGUCGACUUCCAAUCAAAUUAUUCGAGUUUGUCCACCAUCUCCACCGUCCAUUUUUCCGACCAUGACGCCAUCCGCAAUCCGCAUGGGAAGUCUAGCUGGACAAUUUGUCCUUUUCCCUUCAAUACUACGUAUUAAUACGCUCAUCAUUGCUUUAUAUUUUACUUAUAUGCUUGAAAGUACCCCCACUAUAUAUAAAUUGCAACACUUGAAGACCAAAUUAUUGUUCUAAAAACAUGGAUGAAUGUCAAAAUUCAGACACCAACUCACUUGGUUUCUGCCUUCUUCCCUCGGAGCUCAUACAAAACAUUCUCUUCUCCCUAGCUUUGCCCGAAAUUAUUCGCAUGAAAUUAGUCAACAAGUUUCUUGCUUAUGUUAUAUCCGACCAAAAUUUUAUCCGGGAGUGCAACCUACGAUCAAGGUCAGCCACUUGGUUGUUUGUCUACAAGAAACGUUGGCGUCAGGACGCGGCAAUUCAUGGUUUCUCCGAUCAAUCCAACCGUUGGUUCAAGAUUUCGAUUGGUGAUUUGAUGAAACAAGUGGUUUUUUAUCCGGGUGAAGAUAUUUAUUUAUUAACAGCGAGUGGGAAUGUUUUUUUAUUUGCUUCCAAUACUCAAAAGGCAGUUAUUGCCGUUAAUUUGGUUAGUAAGGCAGUUAAAAAGAUCCCUCCAUGUCCACUGGGUCCACGUGGGACUUCCUCGUGGAGGAGAUCAGGGAUGAAGUUGGUACCAGAAUCAUCCGGUUCGGGUCAUUUCCGGUUUAUGUUUGUUGAGUUAGUGGAGAACCGUCCGGUUCUGUUUGAGUACAAUUCAGAGAUUGAAAAGUGGCAGUCCACUGAAGCAAGAGAGAUUUGUGGAAACUUUCCAGGGAAAGAUUGUAUGUUUCUCAAUGCACUUAAUGGACCUUAUGAAAGCUUGGUGAUUGCCGUUGGAUCUGAAUUCGACUCACCAAUGAUUCUACGGCCAAGAUUAGGAAACGGAGGGCAGCAAUCAUCCACUGCAUUCAGCUGGGUGAACACCAAUGAUCGGAGACAUGUGUACGGUGAUGGACACAUGAUGGUCAUAAGAUCGAGGGCCGUUGACAACAUGGAUAAGAGGGUGAAGAUGGUAAGUAGCAUAGAAAUGUGGGAGAUAAGCCUAAAUAGUGGGAAUUGGGAGUUUGUUUCAAAUGUUCCAAGUGACACGAUGAAGCAAAUAGGGAAGCCGUAUGGGGUCAUGAUAGGGUGCUUAGAGGCAAGAGAUGGGGUAAUUAGGGCGGUUUUGAUGUCAAAUUUUGAGGGUUUAUGGGACAUUAUUUGGCUGACGUAUGACAAAGAGAGGUGUCUUUGGACUUGGGUGGCAUUGCCUGAUUGCAAGAUGAAGGGCUCUAACCUGGCUGGAAUCACAUUCUCCUCAGGCCUUUCCUUGACAGGAUCUACUUGUAGGAAAUAGACGGCUGCUAGAUUAAGAGCAUCCAAGAGGAUCGAUGCUCCAGGGUUGCACUCUUUUUUUUUUUUUUUUUUGCCCUUUUGUCCAGUUUGGUUUUAUACGAAGAUUAGUAGUACUAGCACUGGUUUUGUAAGAUUUUAAUGAUGGCUUUGCUAGAAAAAAAAAGUUCCUGACUUUGAGGAAACUUUUCUUGUAGAUUUUUAACACAAUAAUUACGG
This is a messenger RNA of Durio zibethinus, 3839 nucleotides long. Its product is annotated as GRAS family transcription factor family protein. NCBI's taxonomy places the organism in Eukaryota, Viridiplantae, Streptophyta, Magnoliopsida, Malvales, Malvaceae. The record is from RefSeq and is a predicted model, not a curated record. Gene Ontology annotation, molecular function: protein binding.